AGAAGACAAUAGAGGGAAAGGAAUGGCUGCCAUCAUCUCCUCCACCUUCCUCUCUGCUUCUUUACUUCUCCUCUGCCUUCUCUCUGCCUCGAGGAAGGGCUGUGUCGCCUUUGAGCAACCAGAAUUAGCAGCUGAGACCCACCACCAUAAUCUCCAAGUCAGCUCUCUUCUUCCUUCAUCUGUCUGCAAUCCUUCCAAAGCUUCAUGACUGUGGAUUGGCCUUUUGGGGACUGUUUCUACAGGCAAAAGGUGAAGCUAAAAUCAUUACUCAUCCACUAAGUGAAAGAAGCGUCCAUUGUUUGAGAAUCUACGCCACUCUGCUAUCACUUUCAGCCCUAAAAAGACCCAACAAACUUAAUUCACCUCAUGCAAUUGUUAAAUCCAUAUGUUACAUAUCUCUAAACCGCACUUGAUAUAAUUCAAAUUUGUAUAUGUGUUUGAAGGAAAAUGCUGUGGACAAAAAGUCGCCAUCUUUGACAGUAAUCCACAAGCAUGGCCCAUGCUCUCAACUCCGACCUAACUCGGAUGCUCCAACCCACGCCGAGAUCCUCCUCCAUGACCAAGCUCGGGUCAACUCAAUUCACUCAAGACUCGCCAGGACCCUCAACAACGUGAAAGAGACAGCCGCCACCAGAAUUCCGGCCAAGGACGGGAGUGUUGUAGGGUCGGGAAAUUACAUCGUCACGGUGGGUCUCGGCACCCCAAAAAAAGACCUUUCCCUAAUAUUCGACACUGGAAGUGACCUCACCUGGACUCAGUGCCAACCUUGCGCCCGAUAUUGUUAUCGGCAGAAAGAACCCAUAUUCAAUCCUUCUCAGUCUAAAUCAUAUCUCAACAUUUCUUGUUCCUCCUCGAUUUGUGGUUCUCUGUCUUCUGCAACAGGGAAUCCACCGGGUUGUUCGUCAUCUACCUGCGUCUAUGCAAUCCAAUACGGUGACUCGUCUUUCUCUGUCGGGUUGUUCGGCAAAGAACGGUUAACCUUGACAUCGACAGACAUUUUCGACAAUUUCCUAUUCGGAUGUGGCGAAAACAAUCAGGGGCUUUUUGGCGGCGCCGCCGGGUUACUGGGGCUGGGCCGUAAUAAACUAUCCUUCCCAUCACAAACAGCCCAGAAAUACAACAAGGUUUUCUCCUAUUGCUUGCCAUCCUCCGCCAGCUCCACCGGUUACCUCUCCUUCGGCAACAGUGACAUUUCGAAUUCCGUGAAAUUCACUCCUUUAGUCACUCUCUCCGGGGGUGCAUCAUUCUAUGGCGUCGGUAUCACGGGAAUUAGCGUCGGUGGUAAGAGAUUGCCUAUCUCCUCAUCAGUGUUCGCGACAGCUGGCACAAUCAUCGACUCCGGAACCGUCAUCACCCGCCUCCCAACCACGGCGUACUCCGCUCUCAAAACCGCUUUCCGUCAAGGAAUGUCCAAGUACCCAAUGGGGAAGGCACUAUCAAUCCUCGACACGUGUUACGACCUUAGCAGUUACAAUUCCUUCAGCAUACCCAAAAUAAGCAUUUCCUUCAGUGGCGGGGUUGAGGUGGAGAUAGCCCUAGCCGGAAUCUUAUACGUCAACAGCCCGUCACAAGUGUGCCUGGCAUUCGCCGGAAACAAUGAUGACUCCAAUGUGGGUAUUCUCGGAAACGUGCAACAGAAAACACUGCAAGUGGUGUACGAUGGCGCCAAUGGAAGGGUGGGGUUCGCCACCGGCGGGUGUAGCUAGGAAAUUCCGACUAACGAAGAGAAUCUUCGAGUUAGUGCUCUUGAAUCUCGAUAAUAGUAACAAGAAAUUGCUUUGGAUUAAAGUUUGAUGCAUAUGAAUAAGAUCUGCUUGGCUUCUUUUCUUGCAAGUUUUUAAUUAAAGAUUGUAAUAAUU
Molecule: messenger RNA, 1859 nt
Organism: Rubroshorea leprosula
Lineage: Eukaryota; Viridiplantae; Streptophyta; Magnoliopsida; Malvales; Dipterocarpaceae
Source: the annotation of a GenBank genome assembly